AGCCGGCCGGCCCCGCCCUGUCCCGCCUCCGGAGCCAAAAACAGCUGCGGCGGCGCUGGGAAGAGGGAGAAGGGUAAGUGCGGCCGGGCAGGCGCAUUCCUUCCCUGCCUCCCUCCCUCUUGGCGGCGGCGGCGGCGGCGAAAUGUCUCACGGGGCGCCGGUGAUCCGCACCGACGUCAGCAGCGCGGGCGCCUCGACCUCUUCCUCCCCACCAGACUCCGGCCGGCUGGACCGAGCCUACGUGAGCUCCUGCACCGCCAUGCUGAAGGUGGUCCAGAUGUUGUUGCUGCUGAUUGCAUUCAUCUGCAUAAGGAACUCAGUAUGGACGGAUUACAGUGCAUACAGUUACUUCGAAAUUGUCACCAUGUGUGACUUCAUUAUGAUUCUUGUCUUCUACAUUGUUUACCUUUUCCGAGUUUACCGAUUGCUGACUUGCAUCAACUGGCCACUUGCGGAGUUUCUACAUUACCUAAUAGGUACCAUCCUACUUCUCAUUGCAUGUUUCGUGGCAGCAGCAAAAAGCUACAACAGUGGAGGACUUGUUGCUGGAGCGACAUUUGGCUUUUUAGCUACAUUCCUGUGCAUCUUAAGUAUAUGGCUAUCGUACAAGGUUUCAUGUGUGACUCAGUCAACAGAUGCUGCUGUGUGAGUCUUCUGUUCCUGCUGGAGCAAAGACGGGAGUAUACAUUAAGCCCAGAGAAGAGAUGGCUAAUGCAUGCAAGAUGGAACGGUGCACCGGUGGUUUUAAGGAUUUGAUUUAUAAUGGCUUCCAAACAUCAAGGGGAUGGCUAGCAGAAUCCUGCCUUCUGAAACUCUGUUCAGGUUCUCAACCUACAAGUGCAUCCAGCAGUCCAUGUGGUGUCCUUUCCUAAUAGCUGUUGCACACAGCUUGUGGAUCAUCUGCCGAGGAUUUUCAGUCUCACACGUAUGGAGUUGCUAUACUUGUGCACCCUGUCACUCUCUCUUUGAUUUCAAAAUGCCAAUAUGAAAGGUUGCAUUGCAUAGAUAAUAUGCCACUGCCAUUGCUAUGAGUGUACUGUCUUUUGCAUCAACAGUAUUCAAACCAUCUGGGAAGCUGAGUUGAAUGAGGACCUGCAUAAACUUUCAAGAUGGAAAAUAUAUUCUCCUUCCAGCCUCCAGUUAUGGCUGGCACAUGUUACAGAUCAACUAUGAAUCAGCAACUGUGAGCUUAUCAAUGGCUGUCUAAUGAGCCUGUCUGUUGCCUUUGCCUCAUUCCUGGUUUUGGUGCUUAUUGCCAGAAGAGGCAUUUUAUAAAUUGCAUUUUGAGUGUCUUACUGUGAAUGAACCAGAGUUUGCUUUGUAGUCCUAUCUAAUUUAAGUAUUGUACUGGUGAACCAUUUUUUUUUUAAAAAAAUCCUAUUUUAGCUCAAAAA
Molecule: messenger RNA, 1394 nt
Organism: Heteronotia binoei (common prickly gecko)
Lineage: Eukaryota; Metazoa; Chordata; Lepidosauria; Squamata; Gekkonidae
Gene: CMTM7
Product: CKLF like MARVEL transmembrane domain containing 7
Exons: 5
Coding region: 143-649 (168 amino acids)
Cellular component (GO): membrane
Source: RefSeq, a predicted model, not a curated record